This is a messenger RNA of Micropterus dolomieu (smallmouth bass), 1781 nucleotides long. RefSeq names its product basic helix-loop-helix family, member e23 (gene bhlhe23). Gene Ontology annotation, molecular function: protein dimerization activity. The transcript has a single exon. Lineage: Eukaryota; Metazoa; Chordata; Actinopteri; Centrarchiformes; Centrarchidae. The record is from RefSeq and is a predicted model, not a curated record. Bases 416 to 1099 code for a protein of 227 amino acids.
CGAGCAGGGCAGAGCGCGAGUCACAAUCUGCCCAAGGCGAGGGAGGGCAAGAAAAAAAAAACGCGCGAGAGGAAACCGUACGAAAGGGGGACUCGAGCGCUCCGAUCUCAGCGAGCACAAUUAGAGAAGUGUUGUUGAACGUGGGCUAUGCGCGCAACAAGGGGGGAGCGCAGUGUACAGAGGAGGUGAAUGCAUGUAGAGGCUCAGCUUCAGAUCCACAGACUCCUUCUUGAAGAGUCACUACACUGACAGAGGGAAGGAGUGAGGUGAAGAGAGGAACUCCUAGAAAACAGCAACUCUUGGAGAGAACUACGUGAGUACAGCCUCCAGUUUUCAAAACAAAAGAUAGGAUAGAGAGGGGGGAAAACGUGGAAGAGUAGACUUUUCCUGGUCAGAAUCUGCUCUAGAAGAGAAAAUGAAUGUCAGCGAAGAGAACCUGCUCAAGUCCAUCAGCAACGACGCGCUGCUCGACCUGACGCAGCGCUACGGCCAAUCAGCCUUCGGGUUUGGCGCUGGCCAUGGUGCUGGAAGUCCCGGCCGGUUCCAGCUCACACCGGCCACCGACUUCCUCUCCGGGCAGACCGCGAAGUCCAACGAGAGCGGCGGGGAGCACACGAGCGACGACGAGGACGGCUUCGACUCGCUGGAGUCCAGAAAGAGAGGCUCGUCGUUUGGAGACGACAAGCCCGGAGGGCCCCUCGGCAAGAAGUCCAAAGAGCAGCGCUCCCUGCGGCUCAGCAUCAACGCCCGGGAGAGGAGAAGGAUGCAUGAUCUGAACGACGCCCUGGACGGCCUGCGCUCUGUUAUCCCCUACGCCCACAGCCCCUCGGUGAGAAAACUCUCCAAAAUAGCCACUCUCCUCUUGGCCAAGAACUAUAUCCUCAUGCAGGCUCAGGCUCUGGAGGAGAUGAGGCGGCUGGUGGCGUAUCUGAACCAGGGACAGACCAUAACUUCACCAAUCCCCACCGCCCUGGCGCCCUUUGGACAGGCUGCUGUCUACCCAUUCUCGGGCUCUGCACUCGCCACCUGUGCCGAGAAGUGCACUACUUAUUCCGGGACACCGUCGAGUAUCUUCAAACACUGUAGCGACAAGCCUUGAUCUGGUUUCAUUCUCUUUUCCUGAACUUUUACCUUUAAUGCACCCAUGUCGGUCUCUCUCUCUCUCUCUCCCACUCUAGUUAUUUUAAAAUCAUUCUGUGGAAAAAAAACAAGUUUAGUCUGAUGCAUAAUCUUAAAGUAUGGUUAAGUAAUUAUACUGCAAUGUUUCAUCCAGAUUUAACAAACGCUACAUAGGAAAUAAACAGUUAAGGCCUUCUUAAAACGAUGAAGACUUUGUCGCUCGCAGGCACUGCAGGCCAUGUCCAAAUAAUGAGUUUAGGUACAAUUUUAGUUAUCAGCUCUUAUUUGUAAUCUAUGCAACAUUUAACAACAACGACAACAUGAAAAGUAGAAAUGCGACCUAAUCUCGAUACAGCAUCAAUGAAAGGACUUCCCUAGACUUACUGUACUAAUGCUAUGUGGGAAAAAUGUGUGAUGUUGGCUGAUAUAUUUGCUGAUUUGCCGAUGUGUUGAGAUGUUUGUUUUUUUUAAUUUUAAGUUAUUGCACAUCUCACAUGAUUGUAUUGUACAACUGUGGAAAAUCACUUGCUCCAAGCCCGGCUUUACUGACGGUUGUAGAACUACAGCCUUCACACUGAAGACGCAUUUUUGGUUGUGUUGCAAUAUGGAUUUCAUAUAUUGUUUAUAUGUCUUUAUAAUUAAAACACAUAUGUAUGCUUGGA